This is a messenger RNA of Seriola aureovittata, 1589 nucleotides long. RefSeq names its product PI-PLC X domain-containing protein 1 (gene plcxd1.2). Gene Ontology annotation, molecular function: phosphoric diester hydrolase activity. Bases 381 to 1334 code for a protein of 317 amino acids. The transcript is spliced from 6 exons. Gene Ontology annotation, biological process: lipid metabolic process. Lineage: Eukaryota; Metazoa; Chordata; Actinopteri; Carangiformes; Carangidae. The record is from RefSeq and is a predicted model, not a curated record.
ACACAGAGGUGUUUUGAUCGAGGGGAAGUGUAAAUAAUGUGUUUUAAAGACACGUUUUUUCGGUUUGUCUUCGGUUUUUCUCCCGUGAAUCGUCAGGUGAACCGACCUGCUCCACUUGUGUGACUCGGUGCGGCGUCACCUGUCAGUCACCACCGCAAAUAAAUCAGGAAAUUCAAAGUUUCAUCUCUGUCCUUCCUCCUCCUCCUCCUCCUCCUCCUCCUCCCUCGUGCAGCCGUCUGUGGUCGAUCAUUGCAGUGGGUCACGUUGAGGAGACGAUCAGGACCGAUCAUAUGAUGACCGGCCUCAGCUGCUUUCUCAGAUCUAUACUUCAGACCUGGUGUUAGUGAGUUUUCCUGCAGGUCUCAGACCAACUGAGCGACAUGGAUCACAGCUGCCAGGACUGGAUGUCAGCGCUGCCCGAGGAGCUGUGGGACCUUCCUCUGACGAACCUGGCCAUACCUGGGAGCCAUGAUGCCAUGAGUUACUGCCUGGACAUAAACUCCCCUCUGCUCAGGUCUGAGUCCGACUCUUUCAGGCUCCUGGACAGACUGUUCCACUGCUUUACAAGACCUGCCAUCUUCAGAUGGGCCACCACACAGGAUAAAAGCAUGGAGGAGCAGCUGUCGAUGGGGAUUCGGUUCUUUGAUCUCCGCAUUGCACACAAACCCAACGACUCAUCCAGCGACCUCUACUUCACACACGUCAUAUACACUCAUUUAACAGUGCUGGAAACGCUGAAGUCUGCUGCCACCUGGUGCGAGUCUCAUCCAAAAGAGAUCGUUAUUCUUGCUUGCAGCCACUUUGAGGGAAUGGACGACAGAUGCCACGAAUCUUUCAUUUUUUCCUUGAAGAAGCUGUUCGGCCCUAAACUCUGUCCCCGGAAGGAGUCGGUCCUGACCUUGCGGAGUCUGUGGGCGUCUGGUUACCAGGUCGUCCUGUCCUACGACGCCCAGACUGCAGAGAGACAUGAGGAGCUGUGGCCUGACAUCCCCUACUGGUGGGCCAACCAGCGCACAGCACAAGGAGUGAUCAGUUACCUGGACUGGAACAAAGCUCUGGGGCGUCCAGAGAGCUUCUUCGUCUCCGGCCUGAACCUGACAGCUGAUAGGUAUUACAUCACCACACACACGAAGGAAUCCCUGCGGACGCUGACCUUCAGUAACUGGGAGUGUUUGAAGAACUGGGUGGAGGAGCAGGCGCCCGGCUCGGACCCCGAGAGCCUCAACAUCAUCGCGGGAGACUUUGUGGGGCCACUUCCACUCUGCCCUCUGGUCAUUGCACUGAACAAAAAACUUGUGCAGAAGAAGAACAGCCAGAUGAAGAAACAUCACUAGCUGUGAUUUAAUUCCACUGAUUCCAAAAUACCUCAUUUUCUCUUUUCUAUAUUUCUAUCUGCUCUUUUAUCCACAUGUAGAGUUUGAACUGGAGGAAAUAUUUAGAUAGAAACGGUUUCUGAAUUUCUUACGUUCAUUUCAGGUGUUUUUUAAUCCCACAACAUUCUGUAUGUUUUGAAUUUACAGUUCUAAUGUGCAGUUUAUAUGUUUACAGGAUUGUUUUAUUAUACUGUACAAUACAUAGUUUUUUAAAGA